AUGCCUACUAUAGGAGAAAAUAAGUAUAGAGACAACACGAGCACUUUCAUAGACGACGCAAGAAAUUACAAAAGGAAAUCGAUUGACGAGCACGAUGAUUGUUCUUUCUUUGAAGAUUUACUCUACCUAAACCAAGAGAGAAGAGAUUCGCAAAAUGUGCAGAACGAUAAUUUAUUUGUUAAUGUGGAACUUGGAUCAACUCGAACCAGUGCUAUAGGUCUCAACACAGUGAAGAAUAUCAGCUAUGCGGAGAGUAAGAUAAAGGAGUCCAGGAGUGCUAGGAAUUACCAAAAUUGUGGCACCCCCGGUGAACUUAGCCUGGAGUCUCCCCUAAACGAAAUUCAAAGGUACCAGCUGACCCUACUCAAGAAUAGCAACCCCGCGUGUCCAAAAGCGCCAAAGGUAUCAAUCACCAGGGACAACCGGGAGGGAGAAAUCAGAACUAAAGAUAACUCUAUUGAAACAAAGUUCAAGAUAGGCAGUGAUGAAGCCAAAAUAGGUAUCUCAUUAAAGGAAAAUAUACAACCUUUAAGUAACUCUACCCAAGGAAAAAUGCAAGAAAGGCACUUGCUUAUUAAGCCGAGAAGGAAUUACAACGAAGUACAUGCAAACGAAAUGGAUGAGUCGAACGGGAAUAAUCAAAAUGUGCACAGAGCAAAUGAGGAGAUAUCUGGUGGGAAGGAAGACGCUCUGAUAAGUGGUAGCCAUUUGUCGAAUGGAUAUAGAAUCCCAGCAUUUGUUGAGCUGAAAAAGGGGGAUAGGAUUAACCAACCAAAUAGAACAUUCCAGUAUGAAGGCGAAGAGAAAAAGAUUACCCCCCCAAAUAAUAGGUCCGCGAAAGAAACCCUAAAAAAUGGUUACUUCCCCAAGGGGGCAAUGUCCGAGUGGACGGAUGAAGCUGUCCUUUGUGAUAAAAGAAGUAGCCAAAUAGGUGAAAGGAAAAAUAAGGAAAUCCACAAUUCGAUGGGCGAACUUGCUUUUAAAAAAAGUGGUCUUACGCGUAGGGGGGAUUUAUUUGAGAAUUACAGUUAUGCCAUGGGGGACGAAAGUACAAACAUAGAUGAGACGAAGGAUGCGAAUGAAGCGAAUAAAGGGAAUGGGAAGAAAAACCCGACCGAGGGGUUCGUCGACCAUCGCAGAGAACCCACGCGUGACGCUUUGAUGAAGUGCCAACGGAUGGACGACCAUUGCGUGAUUUACAAGAGAGAAAGACAUGGUGAAAAAAAGGUCCUUGAGGAAGAGCACGCCAACGAAGAGGUUCCCGCGCGUCAGUUUGGAAGAAAGGGUUCCAAUAAUUUCAACCCUGAAGUUGAUGCGAAUGAAGAAAUCACCUGCAGGAAGGAAAUAAAAAUUACGCAGAAGAACGAGCCUACCAACUCAAUUCUUCACAUUUCGAACAGAAGCGCUAAAAAUUUGCAGAAACCUGUUAAUGUAAAAGCAAAUAUUGCCCUCGUAAACCACGAAAAAAACAUAACGUCUAAAUUAACAGUGCCUGAUAAGCCAAUUCCCCAUGAGAAAGAAGCAAAUAGCGUUUCGCGAAAUAACACACCAAAUAAACACACGAGUAAGAGUAUACCGAAAAAUGUAAAUAUCAGUUCCAAGAUAAAAAAUGAUAAAUCGGUGACUUAUCUAACGUAUGAAGAUAUUACAGAUUUUAAAUUCGAAGUGACCAUAGAUGCCAUCCACGACAUGAUUGGGAAGCUGUUAGAAAUCACGAAAGAUCAGGAAUGGACGAAGCAAAUUGAAAAUUUAAUUAACUUAAGAAAAAUUUUAAAAUUUUACCACAAAUUAUUUUUUGAUAAUCAUACAAAGGAAUUAAGAAAAAUAACUAGGUCUAUAAUUGAGCUUUUAAAUAGUCCCCGAUCUUGUGUGUCGAAAAAUGCGUUACUAUGCUUGUCCGAGUUUUACUCCAUUGGGAAGAAAAGAAUGGAUUGUACUUUGGAUGAUGUCAUCCUCCCUUGUUUGAAAAAGGCCCACCAGACAUCAACAGAUUUUCUGAGCAGCGCUGCGAAUAAUGCGCUUCUUGCAAUAUGCAACUCUUGUACGGAAAGCAAGCUUAUUUUGCACUUUGUGAAGAUAAUUACCUCGAAACAAAAAACGUACAACCUGAUAUGCCUCAAGUGCCUGAUUGCGGUCAUAAUCAAAUUUGAGGAUAGCAUUUCCAAGUUUAAGGAAAUUAACAAGCUCAUAGAGGCCCUUGUGGAGUGUACUGCAGAGGGAAGCGCGGAGAUGAAAUGCACGGCUAGGGUGGCUUUGGUCGUUCUGGACAACAUAUGCCCAAUCAAGCAGAACGGCAACAAGUUUCACAUUCCCGCGGAUAAAAUAAAGAAGAUCGAAGGCCUAACAGACCGAACGUCCGAAAGCGAAAUCGACUCCGUCCUGGGGAAAAUCAAGUUCAGUUGA
Molecule: messenger RNA, 2403 nt
Organism: Plasmodium knowlesi strain H
Lineage: Eukaryota; Apicomplexa; Aconoidasida; Haemosporida; Plasmodiidae
Product: CLASP domain-containing protein, putative
Exons: 7
Coding region: 1-2403 (800 amino acids)
Source: RefSeq, a predicted model, not a curated record